Molecule: messenger RNA, 1077 nt
Organism: Batrachochytrium dendrobatidis JAM81
Lineage: Eukaryota; Fungi; Chytridiomycota; Chytridiomycetes; Rhizophydiales
Exons: 2
Coding region: 45-902 (285 amino acids)
Molecular function (GO): arylformamidase activity; lipase activity
Source: RefSeq, a predicted model, not a curated record
CAACUUGUAUCUGUUUAAAAAUACUUGUAUCAUCGAGAUAGACAAUGAACCCGAGUGUUGAAGUAGUCAAGCAAUGUGAUAUUCGAUAUCCUGGAGAGUAUGACUCGGCUAGAGCUCUGGAUCUGUAUUUACCAUCACUCGACAUUGCAGAAUCUAGCAAGAGACCCGCUGUGUUUGUCCAUGGUGGAGCCUGGAUUACAAGCAAAAAAAGUGAAUUUGAGUAUAUGGGAUAUGCACUUGCAUCGAGAGGGAUUCCAACAGUUAUAGCUGGUUAUCGACUUUCUCCUGCUCAAGGUAUCAUCGAUCCAAAGUUGUGCCAUCCAAUGCAUUUUGAAGAUAUAUCAAGUGCUGUUGCUUGGGUCUUGUCAAAAGAGGCAGUAGUAUGUUUGGGCUUUACACCUGCUUAUAUAGUGCUGAUUGGCCAUUCUGCUGGUGCUCACUUGACUGGACUACUGGCUCUAAAGUCGAUCAACUGUGCAACUCCAACAAAAACUCGUCUAGAUCAAACAGCAUCAAUCAGGGGUGUGAUUGGUAUUGAAGGCAUCUACUCACUAUCAGAUCUGGCCAAAACGUUUCCCACGUAUGUGCCAUGGUUUAUUGAGCGAGCAUUCAUGCGUGAUCCAUUGCUUUGGGAUAAAGCUUCUCCCAAAGAAGUAGCUAUAAGCAUGCUUUCUGAAAAAUCGCAUAUUGCUGAUGUCACUCUGCCAAGAUACUUACUAAUACACAGCCCAGAAGAUGAGUUGGUAAAUAUGGAACAAACCAAUGACUAUGCUGCUGCAUUGCAAUCCAUCAAUGUAGAUGUCGAGGUUUGCAUAAAUAUUUCGGGUAGUCACGAUGACAUACUAAAAAACCCCGAAUUACACGAUAGGCUUGCCAAGUUUAUUUCAAGUCUUGAAUUCUGAUUACAUCGAACGAUCUGCUUCGAACUGAAAUAUUGUAGCUCAACAAUACGUUAUAGUCAGAUUUUAAAAGGAAUUUACAAUUGGCUUGCAGAGAAACGCUCUUAUCAUUCAGAUAUGUAUUACUAUAUUCUUGCAAGCCAACAGUAAAAUAAACAGAAUGCCAUUCACAUUCUUC